Messenger RNA from Sodiomyces alkalinus F11, 1406 nucleotides. RefSeq lists its product as hypothetical. The transcript is spliced from 2 exons. Lineage: Eukaryota; Fungi; Ascomycota; Sordariomycetes; Glomerellales; Plectosphaerellaceae. The record is from RefSeq and is a predicted model, not a curated record. Bases 133 to 960 code for a protein of 275 amino acids.
GACUUGGUGAUCUCGGCUUCCAGAGGGAAAUCGACUAAUGUUUGUUUUGCCAGACCCAGCCAUCAUUGAGGCGAGCUUGAGACCAGACCCCAAGAGCGACCAUGUCCCUUUGACGUCGUCCACGAUAAAUCUAUGAUACGCCUAUGCCCAUGGAUUGCGUAUGACGUGUUCAGAUUUCACAUGUCCGGACACACCAAGGCUGGUGAAGCAACCAUUGACACUAGCGAACCGGACGACAUUGGCUUGCGACCAAGAUUUCCCGAUUUCCCGAUUGUGUUCAGGCUGCCUUCUUAUGUGUGUGUUCUCGACAGACAACAGACGGGGGUCCAACGUAGCUCACCAUGGCCUGCCCCUUUUUGUCUCUGGUCAACCCUCCCCAAACAGACAGUUUCGACCGAAAAGUUUCAGAUGGUACGAAGCGCAACAGUUGCCCUCUGUAGCAAGUACUACGGUUCAUGCCCUGGCCGCAUUGGGGCUAGCAAGCCUCGAACGCACGUGCCAGUUUUCAACCUUACCGCUCGAGAGUCGCACGACCAUAGUGCUGGCUCGGCGUGGCCUCGUGUUGGGCCGGAAACCGGCUACCGCCUUCGUGCCUACCCAUGUCAACCAACCGUCGUCCGCAUGCCUGCAGAAAGGCAAUAUGGGAAGCACGGGUCACGACCGACUUGGGGGCCGCCAUCCACGACGGACAAUCCAUCCUCCAUCGGAUUCUCUCCUUUCUCUCUUCCCCCGAUCGACUCGAUCAGUUACCCAAACUAUUUCGAAUUCUUCCUUAUACGAAGCAAGGUUCUCGAGAGAGGUUGCGUCUGGCCUAGCCCUUCGAUCUCCCCACCUCGAGCCCCAAAUUUGGCUGGUCCACCUGCACAUGUCUCGGCCCAUCUUAGGUCGGUGUAUUUCCCGUCUCUUUCUCUCUAUGCGCUUCUCCGGAUGACCCAAAGAAUGGUCAGGUACCGUCGUUGACGGCUCGACUAAAAUCUGGGUUGCGUUUCAUCCUCGUAGAAAGAAACACCCUCGUCUUUUGUCUUCAUGUUUUAUCUGUUUCUAUUUUUUCCCCCUCUCUCCUCCGGAUGAACAACGCACAGGUAUUUAUUUGGCCAUGUCUCUUGUGUUUAUGUCUUGUUGCAGUGCCCACCCGGUGGAGGUGGAGUUUCCCCUUGCGGAGAUCGUGGAUCAGACGACGGGGUUAACGCCAUGAUUUGCGACGGAACCCCCCAAAUCUGAUGCAAAAGGGGACGUACGCGACUAGGACCGGCAUUUCACCAGGGUCCCAGCCCCGGAGAAUGGAGUACCCUUUCAUUGCCCUACUCUACUCUCGUCGUUCUCGACUUGUCAACAUCUCGUAAUCACUUUCGGGUUAACUCCCGUCCCUGUCAAGUUCACAAUGCACUAAGAAUACUCCUCUGAAA